AUGUCUGAAUGCUCAUUUGAUUCACAGAGACAAGCUUACUAUAUUCCACAUCACGGAGUAAUUCGUCAGAGUAGCUCAACGACUAAACUCAGAGUUGUUUUCAACGCGAGCAGUCCCACUACUUCAGAUGUCGAGAAGAUGUAUAGACAGAUCGUUGUACAUCCCGAUGAUCGACAUCUGCAAAGAAUUGUCUGGAGAGAAGAUCCAUCCGAGCCUCUGCGGACGUACGAGUUGAACACGGUCACGUAUGGCACCGCCAGCGCCCCCUACCUCGCCACUAGGUGUUUAAAACAAAUCGGUUUAGAGUGCAAUGACGCCAACAUUUCCGAAGUCAUCAUGCACGAUUUCUAUGUUGACGAUUUAUUAACCGGUGGCGAUUCUAUUCAGGAAGUGCUGGACAUACGUGACAAAGUGUCAAAGGAGCUCGCGUCCGCAGGUAUGCAUCUCCGCAAAUGGAAAUCGAAUGAACCUCAAGUGAUUUUAAAGUCCGAUGACCCCUCAUUAAAUUUAAACAUUGGGUCCACGGAGCCUUGUAAAACAUUAGGUCUCAGUUGGCUUAUCGAAUCAGAUGAUUUGCAUUUUUCUACAAAUAAUAUUAAAUUAAAUAAAUUAACUAAGCGAGGAUUACUUUCAGUCAUUUCACAAAUAUUCGACCCGCUUGGUCUCUUAGCUCCCUGCAUUAUUUCCAUGAAAAUAUUAAUGCAAAAAUUAUGGCUUCUUAAACUUUCGUGGGACGACCCACUGCCUAUAGAAAUUAUUAAAUCGUGGCAAAUAAUUGCAGACAGCUUGCCUUUGUUAAGUUCUUUGCGUAUUCCUCGUCUUGUACUUUGCAAUAGUUACGACUCGAUUGAUUUGCAUAUUUUUUGUGACGCAUCGCAAUCUGCUUACGGUGCUUGUUUAUACGUUCGUAGCACAAAUAAUAAUGUUGUUUUGGUGCGGUUGCUUUCAGCAAAAAGUCGAGUGGCGCCUAUAAAGCCCACCACGAUCCCGAGACUCGAGCUGUGCGCUGCGCUCGUCGGAGUGCGCCUAUACGAAAAGGUGUUACGUUCUCUACGAGUGCAAGAAGGCGUCCUCGUCAUCCUGAAGGAGGACAAUCUACCGCCGCUGAAAUGGCGGCUGGGUCGAGUCGUGGCAGUCCAUCCCGGAGCGGACGGAGUAUCCCGUGUGGCUGACGUGCGGACUGCGACAGGAGUCGUACGCCGCGCUUUUGGCAAGAUCUGCCCGCUGCCUCAAGACGACAUCUAG
Papilio machaon (common yellow swallowtail) is the source of this 1245-nucleotide messenger RNA. RefSeq lists its product as uncharacterized. NCBI's taxonomy places the organism in Eukaryota, Metazoa, Arthropoda, Insecta, Lepidoptera, Papilionidae. The transcript has 3 exons. The record is from RefSeq and is a predicted model, not a curated record. The coding region runs from base 1 to 1245 and encodes 414 amino acids.